GCUGGAAAAGCACAAUGCAAAGCGCACGUAAGUUCGCUGUCACGAUUGUUUGGUUUGAUUUGAAAUGUAUGAUUUAAACUGGCAAAAUCCACCUGUUUUUAUUAAUUUUGUUUAAACAGGGGAAGCGCUUCUCUGUAAGUUAGUUGAAACAUUCGCUUGUAUUUGCUGGCCAGAUUUUCGAAAUAAAACGACCCCCCCCCCCCCCCCCCCAGGAUUUCAAGUAGGACGAGUCUUGUUCAAUACUGCAAAUGAAGUCAUACAACACUGCCCCCUGUUGACACAAAAGCAAGCGUGACGUCUAGCCCGGCCGUCAAAUGUGCGACCAGCCACUUAAACGGCGAAACACUGCGACCCGUAUACAUUCACUUUAAGGCUAUUGAAUUAUAAGUAGGAAGUUCAGGAUGAAAAAGGAUACAAAAUAAAACAUUUAAAAAAAAAUUGAAUUUCCUACCAACAACUUGUCAAACGACUUGCAUCAGAAGCCUCACGAGCACCCGUCGUCUUUCUUCUUCUUCGCUUUAGGCUCACUAGCGUACCUAGUGGACGGAAGCUGUGUCUAAUGCGCUCGUGUUACACAGUGAAUUUGUGACGUUUUGUGGGUGGAAAAACACACUUUCGAUUCUAUUUAACGAUUUUAAAUUAUUUGAAUGCGGAAUCCAAGUAUAUUUACACCGAUUUUUGGAGCGUUGAUGCUUCACUUACCAUUGGAAAAAAAUGCAUUGUUUCUGGUUAUAAAAAAACAGAUUUCCGAACUAAAGUUAAAACCUUCAUGUUGAAGUCGAUCAUUUUAAUGUGUCACUUUCACGAUGAUGUUCAAGAACUAGGUUCAAGGUACACGUUUUGUAUACAAUACCAGUUGUGUUUUUACACAAGAACGGUCUACCUUUGAGAUCGAUAGCUGGCUUUUGACAUUGGCUAAUUAGAAGCAUCAUGGGUUUUCAUGAAAGUAUUUAUCUCGGUAAAAUUAGUGGGCUCGGGACAAGAUGGAUUCUCGAAUUUUUUGUCAACUCACAAAUACCGCAAGAAUUCAGUAAAGUUAAGCCCUCAGUUAAGUUUCAGUUUCAAAUUGUAGGUUAUUCCAAGUCAAACCAGUAGGGGGCGACAUUCACGAUUUUCCUGACUGGGUGAGGCCAUUCUACAGGGCCAAUCAGAAAAUAGACACGCGGGUUGAUCGCGCCCCCACCCAAUACAUCCGCGAAGAUCGUUGUGCAGAGGUGUAAACAUUUAACAGCUGCUGAUUGGAAUAUCUUGGACAGCAACACAGAGGACAGACAGACACCUCGAGACUUGGGAAGGUGAAGACUUGAGGGAGGCCUGGCUCACAGGUGAGUAUACCUGGUGUGCUGUCGAUGACCAGGUCGUUGUGAUCCAGCGACUUGUGACAAACAGGAAAGUUCCCGAGGCAGCUGGCCAGCAAGGGCCAAGUUUGGCCGGCAAGGGCCAAGUUGGAUCUGUUGAGGCAGUUGCGCAUGGCCCUCAGUUAAGCACUUGCUUGUGCACACGUCACAAGACGGACAGUUAGGACUGACUGGCGAAAGGAUCCGCCGCGCCCCCGACCGGCCCAUCUGCCUGCGCUUGAGGACACAAAGAACUUUGGGUGGCCAAAAUUGCGCUUCCGCAUCCUGGUCACCACCUCUGCAAGGUGGGUGCUCUCGGAGCGAAAGCCAGUCGACACUUCAACAGCUUCUCUCAUUCCUUUGACACCUUUGUUUUGCACACACACGAAAUUAUUUGUAGCUUUGUCACGCUGCGUUCGUUGCACCACUGAGGAUUCAUUGCAUCAUUUACAGUCAGACCUAAAGACAUGAUGACAGAGAGAAUUUGAGAAAUAAACAUGAUUGGGCUCAACAUUGCUACGGCUGCGUAGACAUUAGGACGUAAACGGGAAGUCGUUCACGAGGAUGAAGAUGCGAGGGGACCAGGAGAUGAACACUCUGAUCACCGUGGAAAACAAGUCGGACAUCAGCUACGGGAGCAUCGCCACGAAUGCAGCCGUGCCACCGCCGCGGGACAAGAACACGUUUAGCGAUGGAAGGACUCGCGUGGAUUUUGUUCUGGCCUGGGAGGAGCCUCACGGCGCCAACGUGGAGGACAGCAAGGUCGUCGACUCUGCUCACAGCAAGUGGAGAGAAAGCUUCCUGAAAAAUCUGAGAUUCUCGGGACUCCUGAUGGAGGAGAGGGAUGUGGUCCAGACCAAGUCCAGGAUCCGUUUCGUCCUGCUGAGCGCCCCCUGGAGUGUCCUCUGCUACUACGCCGAGGAAAUCAGUUUGCGCGUCCCCCUGCAGGUGGUCAAUACUUGCUACGUCAACUGGUCGGCUAGCGUGCUUCAGUACCUGGCGCUCCCCAACCCGCUGGCGCAGGACGUCCCCAAUACACCGCCCGAUUUCUAUACCUGCCAGUUCAGGACCAACAAGCUGGAGAGGUUUCUGGGCAGUGAGGACAGAGAAAACUUCUUCAAGACAACUCAAAGACAUCAAGUGCUGUACGAGAUUUUGGCCCGAACUCCUUACGGCUCCGUGUCCAGAAACGAGGUGGGAAUAGACCGUCUGCUGAGCGAGCAGGUCUUCACGUCGGCGUAUCCGCUCCACGAGGGUGGAUUCCAGCUGCCCAAAACCCCGGCGCCUGUCGAGUCUCUGAGGCUCAGGCAAAUCCUCUACGGGUACUGGGCUCAGUGGUCCUGCUGGGCUCGCUACCAACCUCUGGACCACAUCAGGGAGUACUUUGGAGAGAAGAUAGCGCUUUACUUUGCCUGGCUGGGGUUCUACACGGGUUGGUUGGUGCCAGCCUCGCUUGUCGGGACUUUGGUCUUCCUGACGGGUUUUUGGCUGAUGACCACGGAUGUUCCAGCGAAGGAAUUGUGCAACAGCGGCGGCAGUUUCGUGAUGUGUCCCAUCUGUAACAUUUGCUCCUACUGGAACUACUCCAGCAUCUGCGUUACUUUCAAGGCGGGGAUUCUUUUUGACAAUGGAGGAACGGUGUUUCUCAGCAUCUUCAUGUCCUUGUGGGCCGUCACCUUUUUGGAGUACUGGAAGAGAACAUGUUCAUCUCUGUCCCACCGCUGGGACUGCACUGAUUUCCAGGACAUAGAGGAGCGACCGCGGCCCGAGUUCACGGCCAUGGCACCCAUGACGGUGAGGAAUCCUCUGACGGGUGCGGAGGAACCGUACUUCCCCGAGAAGAAGCGUUUCAACCGAGUGCUGACCGGCUGCAUGAUCAUCGUGGUCAUGGUGCUGGUGGUCCUGAUGUUCCUCAUCGCCAUCAUCCUGUAUCGCUCCAUCCUGAGUAUCGUCAUCUCCAAGUCCAAGCUCAGCUUCUUCAUUUUCUCCGCCGCCAGGAUUGCCAGUCUGACGGGAUCCGUGUUGAACCUGCUGGUCAUCCUGAUCUUGUCUCGUGUUUACAUCUCCCUGGCCCACAUCCUCACCAGAUGGGAGAUGCAUCGCACUCAGACCAAAUACGAAGACAUGUUCAUCCUCAAAGUGUUCGUGUUCCAAUUUGUCAACUUCUACUCGUCUCCGGUGUACAUCGCCUUCUUCAAAGGCAGAUUCGUCGGCUACCCGGGAGAGUACAUCACACUGUUUGGAGUGCGCAACGAAGAUUGCGGCGCUGGCGGCUGCCUCAUCGAGUUGGCCCAGGAGCUGCUGGUCAUAAUGGUGGGAAAGCAGCUCAUCAACAACAUCCAGGAGUUUGUCUUCCCGAAGUUGAGGGCGUGGUGGCAGAAGAGGAAGAGAAGCGCCAAGGAGCCCAAAGAGCAGGACGGAGCAGAGCGGGGCCUUUGUCCCUGGGAGGUGGACUACCAGCUCCUGCUCUGCGAGGGGCUCUUUAGCGAAUACCUGGAGAUGGUCAUUCAGUUUGGUUUCAUCACCAUCUUUGUGGCGGCGUGCCCUUUGGCUCCUCUCUUUGCUCUCAUCAACAACUGGGUGGAAAUCCGUCUGGACGCGCAGAAGUUUGUGACAGAAUAUCGCCGACCGGUGGUGGAGCGGGCGCAGGACAUCGGCAUUUGGUUGGACAUCCUGCAGUUCAUCGCGUACACGGCCGUCCUCAGCAACGCCUUCCUGAUCGCGUUCACCUCGUCCUUCCUGCCUCGCCUGUACUACCGCUACACCCGAGAGCCCGACCUCAGCGGCUUCAUCAACUUCACCCUGGCCACGUCGCCGCCGCGUGAGCACACCUUGGCCUGCAGGUAUCGCGGCUUCAGAGAUGAAAACGGCCAAUACCUGCCCGAAUAUUUUCACCUGCUCGCCGUCCGACUCGGCUUCGUCAUCAUCUUUGAGCACGUGGUUUUCCUCAUCGGCCGCCUGAUCGACUUGAUGGUUCCCGACAUCCCUGAGGAGGUGGAGCUCAAGAUGAAGAGGGAGCACUACAUGGCCAAGGAGGCGCUGGCCGAGAACCAGGCUCUGGGGAGGACCAUGAUUCCCGUGCAGAUGAGCGAUGAGUGCGGUGAGCCUCGGCAGCGCAAACUUCGCCCCUCGGCGCCGCCGCCGGACACGGUGAUGAGGACCUCAGACGAAGCGGUCAAGCCGCCGGGGAGCUGCUGCUGAAGACUUUUCCUAGGACAUUUAGGACGUUGUGUAGUCGUUAGAGUAGGCCUCUUUGGCGUGGCGGAGAUGUUGGCCGGGAUACUUUGGCCAUCGCUGUUGCUCCUGCCAGACGAGCGAGAUUGGGCGCCACGAUGGAAAGAGACGUUUGAAACCAUGUCGGUUGUUGACGCGUGUAAUGAUGAUGAUGAUGAUGAUAGCAGCUAUUUUUAGAAGGCUGAAAAUGCAGCAGUGCUUAUCAAUGUGAUUCUUUUGUCGUCUGCUUUUUCCCACUCCAAUGACUGGGGGGGAUCAAAACAUAUUAGGUGAGGGCAACGUUCUAAAAAGAGGAGAUGAAUGCCAGGUAACAAGUGAAAUGUUGCGCUCGCUCGUACUUUAUUUCUUUUAAUAUCUAUUCCCUUCAUUUGCUGAUUUAUUCCUUUUUGUUAGUCACACGAGCCAUUCUUCAACUAUACGCUGAAAUACGUUUCUGCUCAGUCAGGCACGAGGAUAAAAUAGUUCUUUGAAAAUGACAUCACAGUCAUGCAUCAAUGACGUCUCGGCUCAGCUAUUUUGGAGGUGCGGCGAUGUGACGCUUACAAGCUGAGCCCAAGGCACUCUGCUGUCAUUUUCAAGCGACGCAAAAUGGCAACCGCCGACCGAGAUGGGUGGAAAAAGUGCCAGCUAUUAUCAGCCACAAAUGUAAUAUGAAUCCGAUGGCUCUCUAGAGCCUUGUCAACAAAAAACGUGUCUUGACAAGAGGGUACCAUUAGUCGUAUGUUUGAUUUUUUUUCAACCAAACUUUAUUGAAAAGCUAACUUUGACAAGAAAAAAAGCAUUGAAAACGCGACACAAAGAGCAGCCAGAGUGAUUUGAAAUAAAAGAUUGAAAUCAA
Syngnathus acus (greater pipefish) is the source of this 5409-nucleotide messenger RNA. It is a transcript of the gene ano7, whose product is annotated as anoctamin 7. The record is from RefSeq and is a predicted model, not a curated record. Gene Ontology annotation, cellular component: plasma membrane. The transcript is spliced from 23 exons. Gene Ontology annotation, biological process: chloride transmembrane transport; calcium activated phospholipid scrambling. The coding region runs from base 1902 to 4538 and encodes 878 amino acids. NCBI's taxonomy places the organism in Eukaryota, Metazoa, Chordata, Actinopteri, Syngnathiformes, Syngnathidae. Gene Ontology annotation, molecular function: chloride channel activity; protein dimerization activity.